This is a messenger RNA of Brachypodium distachyon (stiff brome), 989 nucleotides long. RefSeq lists its product as uncharacterized. The transcript has 4 exons. NCBI's taxonomy places the organism in Eukaryota, Viridiplantae, Streptophyta, Magnoliopsida, Poales, Poaceae. The coding region runs from base 314 to 733 and encodes 139 amino acids. The record is from RefSeq and is a predicted model, not a curated record.
CGGGUCCGCGUCCUGGCCCGAACCCGCCGGGUGCCAUGGAGAUCCCUCACUCCUAGUCCUCUCGCCGCCGAGUGCCCCAUCCCCCUCGGUCGUCUUCCUCCUCGCGCACGGCUGACUCCAGUAACGCAAGCGCUGCCGCCGCCGGUUGUUUGAUUCUCUCGCUCUCGGCCGUUUCUCCUCCCAUCACCCCACGAACCGAUUCUCGAUUCUGCCCUUUAGCUCCCCGUUUCGUCUCCUUAAUCUCUCCGAUUCGUAACUGAGGCAAAAAUCAAGGUAGAGCGGCCACCCUACUGGAGUACUGGGACCUCUGCCCAUGAUGCUCAACAUUAAGUCCGAACCCGCAAUAAGAGAAGAGGAAAUUCAGCAAACUGAGGAGGAUGAACAGAGGAUAAAGAAACACCAAGCUGUACUUGCAGCACGUAUAAAGGCCAAAUACUUCUCUGACAAAGCUUUUGAUGGAGGAAAAAUCUUUGAAGCAGAAACCGUUGUUGAAGGUGAAACUAUCCAGUCAAGCAGGUGGCCAUGUACAAGUUCAUUUGCAAACCCAGUAAAUUUUAUCCGAGACAAGAACAGCAAUGAGGGAAGCCAUUCUCCAUCUUUUGCAGCAGAAUCCUCUACCAAGAACAGUUCUCCAUGUGUAGCAGCUGAAGCCUCACCAAAGAAUAAUGGAAUUGCUCUGGCAACAGAAAACAGUCUAACAUCUGGCAAGAAACAGCCAUCCAAGGAGACCUGAUGGGAUAAUGGUAGGCUAGCGGGGUUGUAUUUUCCUCUGAAGUCAGAAGGUAUGCAGCCUGAAGCAUGUAAGUUGUCAUGAGAAAGGAAAAUUCUCCCUGCAGAUCUUUGUAUGCGGUGCUAGAUUCAUUUCAUUGAACCUGUUCCAGCAGCGUCUUUUGCCAAGAAUUGUUGUAUUCUUGAUAUUUGCUCUGAGGUAACAUAGCACAUUCGUGGUGAAACAUUAAUCGGUUGGUAUUCUGAAUUUCGCUAUGCAA